UGAGCAUAUCAAAUGAUUGCAAGAAACCAGUCACAUUCAGGUUAGGCUUGUUCGAAUUUGCAGUUAACGAAAGACUACAGUGUUAAGAAGAAUAAGUAAAAUGACUGACUUAAAGUUAGCUGAAGAGUGGCUUGGAUAUGCAAAAGAUCUUGUUCCAGUGGCUUUGGAGAAGGCACAUGAAGUCAAAGAAUUUCCAGGAAGGUGGAAAAUGAUCAUUAGUCGAUUAGAGCAAAUCCCGUCUCGUUUGUCAGAUCUAUCAAGUCAUCCAUGCUUCUCAAAGAACACGUUAUGCAACGAGCAAUUAGAAGCAGUUUCCAAGACAUUGAAAGAAUCAAUUGAGCUGGCAGAAAUUUGUUCAAAGGGAAAGUAUGAUGGGAAGCUUCAAAUGCAAAGCAAUCUUGACGCGUUAUCAGGGAAACUCGAUUUGAAUUUAAGAGAUUGUGGGCUUUUGAUAAAAACCGGGGUUCUUGGUGAGGUUACUAUGUCAUCAGAUCUUGAAGGCACAAGUCAUCGGAACAGUGAUAUUCGGGAAUUACUUGCUAGGUUGCAGAUUGGUCAUUUAGAAGCUAAGCAUAAAGCUCUUGACAGUCUAGUUGAUGUGAUGAAAGAAGAUGAAAAGACGGUUUUGUCUAUCGUGGGACGUAGCAAUAUUGGGGCUUUGGUACAGCUCCUUACUGCAACCUCUCCAAGAAUCCGAGAAAAGACUGUUACUUUAAUCUGCUCGUUGGCGGAAUCAGGUGGCUGUGAAAGUUGGCUAGUUUCAGAAGGUGUUCUUCCACCUCUAAUUAGGCUGCUUGAGUCUGGAAGUUCCGUAGGCAAAGAGAAAUCUACCAUUGCCCUACAAAGGUUGUCUAUGGCAGAAGAAACCGCGCGGUCGAUAGUGGGACACGGUGGAGUUCCCCCCUUAAUCGACAUAUGUGCACACGGUGAUUCGGUUUCUCAAGCUUCAGCUGCUUGUACUUUAAAAAACUUGUCGGUUAUUCCUGAACUCCGCCAAACCUUGGUAGAAGAAGGCAUUGUAAAAAUUAUGAUUAAUGUACUUGAUAGUGGGAUUUUGUUAGGAUCGAAAGAGUAUGCAGCUGAAUGCUUGCGAAAUCUCACCUCAGUUAAUGAUGAGCUUAAACGGGCCGUCAUAGCUGAAGGCGGGGUUCGCAGUCUAUUGGCUUAUCUUGAUGGCCCGUUACCUCAAGAACCUGCAGUCGCAGCCCUACGCAAUUUGGUUGGGUUGGUCUCGGUGGAAGUCUUGUUUUCACUAGGACUACUCCCGAGAAUCGUCCAUGUACUAAAAUCCGGAUCACUUGGGGCCCAAAAGGCUGCCACAUCAUCCAUAUGUCGUAUAUGCAACACGGUGGAGGUGAAAAGGCUCGUGGGUGAAAGCGGGUGUAUUCCAUUACUAAUAAGUUUACUUGAAGCUAAAUCAAAUGGGGUUCGAGAGGUUGCAGCUCAAGCUGUCGCGAGCCUAAUGACACUUCAACAAAACCGUCGACAAGUAAAAAGGGACGACAAGAGCGUCCCAAGUUUGGUUCAGUUGCUCGAGCCUAGUCCACAAAACACAGCUAAAAAGUAUGCGGUUAGUUGCUUGGGUUUGCUAUCGUCAAGCAAACGAUGUAGGAAACUGAUGGUUUCCUACGGGGCAAUCGGGUACCUCAAGAAACUUACUGAAUCCGAGAUACUGGGUUCUGCCAAGUUGCUUGAGAAAUUGGAAAGGGGGAGAUUGAGAAUCUUGUUUGGGAAAAAAUAGGUUUAAAUUGUUUCAUUAUCUUGUAUGAUCGUCCCCCAUAUGUAUGAAUGAAUGUAUCAACUUUUGUUGGGAUGUAUUCAUAAGUUUCUGAAAAGAAAAAGGAAUAAUAAUAACUUGUUAUUAAGGAGUACUUUUUAUUUGCUUA
Molecule: messenger RNA, 1886 nt
Organism: Erigeron canadensis
Lineage: Eukaryota; Viridiplantae; Streptophyta; Magnoliopsida; Asterales; Asteraceae
Product: protein CELLULOSE SYNTHASE INTERACTIVE 1-like
Exons: 2
Coding region: 101-1741 (546 amino acids)
Molecular function (GO): protein binding
Source: RefSeq, a predicted model, not a curated record